AUGGUUCCUACUGCCACAGACAAGAUUAAUGGUCAUGUCGGAAAGACUAAAGGAAAAAAGAAGAGUGUAAAGAAAUCUGUACCCAAUGACAAUGAAAGUAUUGCUAGUACAGAUGAAGAACUUGCAGAAGAAAAUGAUAGAAAUAAAUUUCAAGAAUACGAAAGUGAUGAAGAUGAAGAAGAAACUGCACAGGAAAAGCGUGUGAGAUUGGCAAAAAAAUAUCUUGAGCGAAUUGAAGAAGAAGAGAGAGAUAGAGCAGAAUUUGAACAAGGAGCAGUCACAAAAAGGUUACACGAAGAAUAUUUGGAAGAAAAAGGACGAUUACGAAAAACCGUAGCAUCAAAUUAUGUUAGUCACAGUGAACCAAUUGUUUUGAAAUGUAAAGAACACAGAGAUUCUAUUACCUGUAUAUGCCUUUCUGGCAAUGGGAAAUUCUUAUAUUCUGGCUCAAAGGAUGGUGGUUUAGUUAAAUGGUCGUUAAAAGAAAGAACUAAGUUAAAAGCCAUCAAGGGGAAAAGAAAAACUCAAGAUGGAAUAAAGUGUGUACAGUGUAUGGCUGUAAGCUCUGAUAGUAAAUUUUUGGUAUUAGGAGAUAAGGGCUGCAAAGAUAUUAGGGUUUUUAGUGCUGACACUUUGAACCACAUAAAGAAUUUGCAAGGUCACAGAGGCACUGUGACUGGUUUGGUGUUCCGUAAGGACACGCACACGUUAUACUCUGCUUCUGAAGACAGAAGCGUAAAAGUAUGGAAUUUGGAUGAUAUGGCAUAUGUUGAAUCUUUAUUUGGUCACCAAAGCGGCAUCACAUCGAUUGAUGCACUCGCACGGGAACGGGCUGUUACGAGCGGUGGUUUUGACGGGACGAUUCGAAUUUGGAAAAUUGUAGAAGAAUCACAACUCAUAUUCAAUGGACACGGUGGCAGUAUAGAUAGCGUGAAGCUUAUAAAUGAAGAAAAUUUCUUUAGCUGUGGAGACGAUGGACAGUUGUCUGUCUGGGGUUGUUUAAAAAAGAAACCAUUAUGCUCGGUGCCAAAUGCACAUGGACGGGACGAAACGAACAAUCAGCCAAUGUGGAUUUCCAGUAUAGCCACGUUACUCAAUACAGAUCUAGUCGCGUCGGGUUCACGAAAUGGCACUAUAAAAUUAUGGCAAUGUGCAGACUCCUUCAGGUCGUUGAGUCCACUAUUCGAAAUUCAAUUACCAGGCUUCAUAAACUCACUAUAUUUCACUCCGGAUGGAACUGAACUUAUCGCUGGGGUUGGUCAAGAACAUAGGCUUGGUAGAUGGUGGCGUAUACCAGAAGCGAAAAAUAGUAUUGUUAUAAUACCAUUAGUUCAAACGAAAAAUAAAUAGUUUAUGCAACAAAAAUUGAAGAAUUUGCAAUUGUAAAUGAAUGUUCAUUCGUUGUACAGAGCGUAUAGUUUUUGAUACAAUUAAUACAGAGAAACGUUUUUAUGUAUUAAAGAGAUUAUUUACUUUUUUUUUACAGCCAUUUGUUACAGUCUACUGUUAUUAUAAUUAUGGUCUAUUCAUUAUACUCUAUUCAGUGAUUCCUGGGGUCAUCGUAUUCGAUUUCUAUUCAUCGGAAUGCUAAUGAAAUAAAACAAAUAUUGGU
Molecule: messenger RNA, 1612 nt
Organism: Dufourea novaeangliae
Lineage: Eukaryota; Metazoa; Arthropoda; Insecta; Hymenoptera; Halictidae
Gene: U3-55K
Product: U3 small nucleolar RNA-interacting protein 2
Exons: 8
Coding region: 1-1350 (449 amino acids)
Cellular component (GO): small-subunit processome
Molecular function (GO): snoRNA binding; protein binding
Source: RefSeq, a predicted model, not a curated record